AUGCCGUCCUCUCUAGCAUCUCGAAGCUCCGGGCCGUUCGAACCCUUUGCCCGCAAGGGACGGCCCUCUGUGCAGAUCACCCUCAGGGACGAGCUGCCGCAGCCGAAAAUCAACACCUACACCACUCGCGAUACCAUCAAGGGAGAGGUGACCCUCAGCGCUGAGACUGACAUUCGAUUCGAUCAAGUUGCCAUCUCUUUCGUUGGCUCUACCAGGACCAUGAUCGAGCGGCCAGGAUACGCCGGUCCCACGGUCGGGCAAUCCUCUGCGUUCCAUACCUUCCUGCGACUCGUGCAGCCCAUUGAAGAUUCACAAUACCCCCAGCCCAGGAUUUUCGAAGCAGGCCGCAAGUACACGUUCCCAUUCACCUUUGUCGUUCCCGAGCGCUUGCUUCCUAGCUCCUGCAAGCAUCCUGUCAACCAUGUCCAAGUGCAAGCAGCCCAUACCCAUCUCCCACCGUCUCUCGGCGAUCCCAUGCUUGCCGGCCGCGGCUCCAAGCUGCUCGAUGAUAUGUGCCCGCAAAUGUGCCAGACCCAGUAUCAGAUCCGCGUCAAAGUGCAGAAGCUUGCUCCGUUUGACUCCGUGCCCAGGACCCUCGUCGACACGGGCAAGAAAAUCCGCAUCAUUCCCGCCACUGACGAGGAGCCCCCGCUGGAGGUCUCCGCUGAUAGCGAGGAGUUCUGCAUGCGCGCGGAAAAGGAUGCGAAGAAGGGUGCGCUGCGGAAAAAGUUUGGUCGCAUCGCCGUGGCAGCGGCCCAGCCGAAAGCUUUCCGCCUGCCACCUGUUCUCUCAGAAGACGACCCGUCGACUACGAUGGCAACUCUUCACCUCCGCUUUGACCCAGACAACGAGCACCAGAAGCCCCCCCGGCUGGGCUCCCUCUGGACAAAACUCAAGGCCAACACCUUCUACUCCGUCCAGCCCUGGUCUGAUUUCCCCAGCCGCUCCGCCAAACUAACCUGGAACCACCACCGCGGCGUCUACACCGACACACUCUCUCUCGCAUCCCGCUGCGUCGCCUCCGCGUCCUGGGAAAAGCACACCAGCCCACCUUCCUCCCCGUCCUCCUCCUCCUGCACCAGCAGCCGCCGCUCCUCCAUCCAAUCCACCUCCACAUCCGCCUCCCUCCCGGGUCCCACCGCCUGCUUCUCCGGCAACACAUACUACACCGCCACCCUGCUCGUGCCCAUCUCCCUCCCCCCGCAAAAGGCCUACGUGCCCACCUUCCACUCCUGUCUCGCCUCGCGCACCUACUCCCUCGACAUCUCCCUCUCCUACACCCCGAACGGCACCAGCUCCUUCGCGGCACGCCAGACCAUCGCGCUGCGCAUCCCCGUGCAGAUUGCCAGUGCCGAGAGUCUGUCCGCGGUGCUCGCGCGCGCGCAGGAGGUGGGCGUGCAAGGCGAGGAAGGGGAGGAAUUCUUCACGCCCCGGAUCAUCACCCCGCCGCGAGCGGAGUUUGUGGAGCAGGCGAGACUCGAUGGGUUGAGUAUGUCGUCUGGUUCGGCGCCGGUGGAGCCGCCGGAGUAUGCAAACGUGCCGAGAUCGGGGGCAAUGGCGGCUGCAUUCUAA
Messenger RNA from Uncinocarpus reesii 1704, 1572 nucleotides. RefSeq lists its product as uncharacterized. Lineage: Eukaryota; Fungi; Ascomycota; Eurotiomycetes; Onygenales; Onygenaceae. The record is from RefSeq and is a predicted model, not a curated record. Bases 1 to 1572 code for a protein of 523 amino acids. The transcript has a single exon.